Diospyros lotus (date-plum) is the source of this 1888-nucleotide messenger RNA. RefSeq lists its product as uncharacterized. The record is from RefSeq and is a predicted model, not a curated record. Bases 77 to 1594 code for a protein of 505 amino acids. Gene Ontology annotation, biological process: rRNA base methylation. The transcript is spliced from 8 exons. NCBI's taxonomy places the organism in Eukaryota, Viridiplantae, Streptophyta, Magnoliopsida, Ericales, Ebenaceae. Gene Ontology annotation, cellular component: nucleus. Gene Ontology annotation, molecular function: 23S rRNA (adenine(1618)-N(6))-methyltransferase activity.
AACCCAGCCCAGUAACAAAGUGUCAAAGACGGCCCAAUUGGUGGCUUAGGCUCUGACUGUGCAAGAGAUUCCGAGCAUGAAGAAGAGGAAGCGCCCAGCGGUGUCGGGGCGGCGGCCGGCUACCCAUCCUCGGAACAAGUAUUUCGACAACCCGCCGGACUUCGGCGUCUUGGCCUCGCUCUACCCGUCCUUCGAGCCCUUUGUCUUCUACUCUCGGGACGGUCGGCCCAGAAUCGACUGGACCGAUUACAAUGCCACCAGAGAGCUCACUAGGGUUUUACUUCUUCACGAUCAUGGUCUCAACUGGUGGAUUCCUGAUGGGCAGCUCUGCCCUACUGUACCGAACAGAUCUAAUUAUAUCCACUGGAUUGAAGACCUAUUAUCAUCAGACAUUAUAUCAAAAGGCAGUGUUGAAGAUAAUGGUGAAUUUGUAAGGGGUUUUGAUAUUGGAACUGGAGCCAACUGCAUAUACCCACUUCUCGGUGCUUCCCUUAGGGGAUGGAGUUUUGUUGGAUCAGAUGCGACCGAUGUUGCAUUAGAGUGGGCAGAGAGAAAUGUUAAAAAUAAUCCACACAUUUCUCAUCUAAUUGAAGUUAGAAAGGUUGACAAUGGUGAGAAGAUUUAUGUGCAAGGGCCACGUAAUGAACAGUCUGUCAACAGUGGAAGCAGUUCAGACAUAAAUGAAAUUGAGGCCAAUAAGGAAGAUCUUUCUUCCUCAUAUUCAUACACAGUGCACUCAGGUGUGAGUAAGAGUUACUGUGGACCGCGUAUACUUCUUGGUGUUGUUCAGGAGGGUGAGAAAUUUGACUUCUGUAUGUGUAAUCCACCAUUUUUUGAGACAAUGGAGGAAGCAGGACUAAAUCCAAAAACUUCAUGUGGCGGGACUCCAGAGGAGAUGGUUUGUCCUGGUGGAGAAGAGGCUUUCAUCUGUCGUAUCAUUCAAGAUAGUGUUGAAUUAAAUCAAACUUUUCGCUGGUAUACAUCAAUGGUAGGAAGAAAAUCAAACCUCAAAGUUCUAACAUCGAAACUUCGUGAGGUUGGAGUGACUAUAGUUAAGACAACUGAAUUCGUCCAAGGCAAAACUUGCCGAUGGGGCCUUGCAUGGUCAUUUAUGCCUCCGGUGAGGAAGAUAAUUUCAAAUCAUGUUACUGAGAAGAAUGCCAUGUCUUUCACACUUGAGGGUCUUCAUCGCCAGUUCAGUGCCAUACAUGUGCUGCAAGCUGCCGAAUCCUAUUUUUGCAGUGCUGGUGCAUCUUGUAAAUCAAAUGCCUCAGCAUUUACUAUUGAUAUCACUGUUUCCAGUAAUGACUGUGAUGGGAUUUUGAAGAAUGAAUUAAGAAAUAUGAAUGAUGCUGCUCAUGGCCAAUAUGAGCAAGUGACAUCCAUUGUUUCCCAUCCAAUUCUUCCACCACAUGACAUGUCUUUUCGAAUUUCGGUCUUUCAGCAAAUCCCAGGCACACUUUUGUUGAGAGGAUCUUUGCAGCAUAGAGAAAGCCCUGUGGCAGGUGUGAGGUUCUCAUUGAUAUUCCUAAAAUUGGAACAAGUUCUGAAAGAGAGAUUCUGUAGAGAGAAGGCACCUACAGACAGACACUAACUAGCUAGCUCAACAAGCUAAGACUGCCAGGCAAGCUCUUUCCAAAACUGCCGAUCAAUCUAUUUCCCCAGUCACAGCUACCGUCGUCGCAGAGAAGGUAGAUAUUCCGGUUUGUGGUAAUAGAGUUUUGCGAAAAUUUUGUAUGUUGUACAGUUCGGGCAUUGGAUUUGUGGAUUAUAGUUGAAUGUUAAACUAUAUUACCUUUGAUUUGUGGAUUACAGUAGCGUAAGCACAAUAUCUGUAGCAAACAAGAACAGAUUUUUGCCUUAGUGGAAUAUUAUGCCGUCAGGCUCA